Rubroshorea leprosula is the source of this 1064-nucleotide messenger RNA. The record is from the annotation of a GenBank genome assembly. Lineage: Eukaryota; Viridiplantae; Streptophyta; Magnoliopsida; Malvales; Dipterocarpaceae.
AAUUUUUUUUUUUUUUUUUUUUUUUUGUUUCGCAGAUGAAGGAAAAACAGAGGCACAUCAAAGCUACGAGGAGAGAAGGCACCAAUUUCCUGGCAUGGAGUUGCUUAUCCGGGAAUUUUCAUUUCACCAGCUGAAUGCAAACUUACUCUGGCCAGGUACAUUUCAAUUUGCAGAAUGGCUAAUUCAACAUCGGUCCUGGAUGGAAGGACGACGUUGCAUUGAAUUAGGAAGUGGGACUGGGGCUUUGGCUAUUUUUCUCCGAAGAUCAUUUAAUCUUGACAUCACAACAUCAGACUAUAAUGAUCAAGAAAUUGAAGAUAACAUAGCUCAUAACUGCCUUGCAAAUGGGAUUACACCUGCCCUUCCGCACAUAAAGCAUUCAUGGGGAGACACCUUUCCAGCUGCUGAUCCAGACUGGGACCUAGUUAUAGCAAGUGAUAUCCUUCUCUAUGUGAAACAGUACCCUAACCUGAUAAAGUCUCUCUGCUUUCUCCUCAAUUCUUACAAGCCAAAAGAUAACAAGGCAGUUCCUUUGGGCAAUGAACAAGGGUUCCCAUGGCCAGCGUUUCUAAUGAGCUGGAGACGCAGAAUUGGAAAGGAGGAUGAGUCUCUCUUCUUCUCUGGCUGUGAGAAUGCUGGGCUUGAGGUCAAGCAUCUGGGAUCACGUGUGUAUUGCAUCAGCCCCAAAGCUAAGUAGUCCAGGACCAAAUGCAGUUGUUGGGUGAAAGUUGAAAACAAUUCCCAUACGAAAAUCAGCUACUUUUGAUUUACACUAGCAGCACAGUACUCAUUAGUCAUGGUAACCAGCUAGAACCUUCUCCAGCAGAUGUUCAUCAUCUAAUACUCGAAUCUUCUGACGAUAUAUUUUUCAAUACAAUCCUUUAUACAAGUCAUGUUAUUUUAUCAACAGGAAUUUGAAUUCCUUUUUGACAACUGAUUUUAUGGAAAAUGCUUCUCUUAUAGCAAUAACUAUGCAGUUGCAGUUUCUAUAAAUGAAACUGAUUAGCUGACAACAAAUCCUCACAACUGUUAUAUUGAUAUGGAAAUGAAAAUGACAUCAAUGA